Messenger RNA from Leguminivora glycinivorella, 874 nucleotides. RefSeq names its product neurotensin receptor type 1-like. Gene Ontology annotation, cellular component: membrane. Gene Ontology annotation, biological process: G protein-coupled receptor signaling pathway. The transcript is spliced from 2 exons. Gene Ontology annotation, molecular function: G protein-coupled receptor activity. The coding region runs from base 1 to 837 and encodes 278 amino acids. NCBI's taxonomy places the organism in Eukaryota, Metazoa, Arthropoda, Insecta, Lepidoptera, Tortricidae. The record is from RefSeq and is a predicted model, not a curated record.
AUGGUUAACUUAUCGCUCACAAUGCUUAACCAAAUUUUAUCUGCAUCCCGCGAGUUUAACUAUACAGUUUGGGCCGAGUUUUUAGAAGAAGCAUUGCCUAAAGAGUAUGCUUACUCCAAGGUGGUAUACACAAUAUCCAUGAUCUGCAUUUUUACGAUCAGCCUUGUAGGAAAUUUGCUUACGUGCCUGGUCAUUUACCAUGACAAAUCUAUGCAUACUGCAACGAAUUCCGUGUCCGACUUGAUUGUCACCUCCUGUAUUGUACUGGCGGUGCAGGAAAAACUGGACGACACCUUCAUCUACGGCCAGUUAGUCUGCCAAAUAUAUUUCGUGUGCGUGGUCUGCUCGUGGAACAACAGUAUCCUGACCAUUACCGCAUUAUCUAUCGAGAGAUAUAUAGCCAUUAUGCGUCCUAUGUCUUUGAAAUCUACUCCAAUGUGGCGGAGAGUGUCCAAAAUAAUUGUUUUACUGUGGCUUAUAGCAAUUAUGGAGACCGUCCCGGAGAUGUUUACAGUUGAAGCAAUUACGACUCGACAUCAACAGUCGACCGUAUGCUUUACGGUUCCGACGGCUGUAGCCAGGGUUGUGAACGGACUGCUAGCGAUUAUAACGUUUUUGGUGCCACUUCUAAUAAUGGCGUUUGUAUAUACGAUGAUCGCAAUCAAAGUGAAUGUCAAACCGAAAAACUAUUUGCAAGAACAGAUUUUUAACUAUCCAAAUCCUAGAAGCAAAGUUAACAAAUUAAUAGGUAAGUUAAUAAUUUUCGGUUUUGGGUCUGGAAAAAAUGUAUUUUCAGUUUUGGGCGUACAUUACUUAGUUUCUGAAUUAUUUUGUUAAAGGGAUUAUGUGGAUUUGAAUUUGAAAUUUGUUUUUU